Molecule: messenger RNA, 1455 nt
Organism: Penicillium cataractarum
Lineage: Eukaryota; Fungi; Ascomycota; Eurotiomycetes; Eurotiales; Aspergillaceae
Product: aldehyde dehydrogenase
Exons: 4
Coding region: 1-1455 (484 amino acids)
Molecular function (GO): succinate-semialdehyde dehydrogenase (NAD+) activity
Source: RefSeq, a predicted model, not a curated record
AUGCCAACCUACGAAAUGACCACCCUCCCAACAAUCCCCCUCCUAAUAAAUGGCAAAGAAGAAUACACGUCCACAACCUUCCCAGUCACAAGCCCCUACACAAACACCCCCUGCUGGACCUCCUCAUCCGCAAACCCCACCGACGCCCUGCGCGCCGUCGAAGCCGCAUCGGCCGCCUUCCCCUCCUGGUCCUCUACAAAGCCCAACGCCCGACGCGACAUCCUCCUAAAAGCGGCCGACUUGCUGGAAGAGCGACUGGAGGAGAAUGCGUUAUACAUGCGGACGGAGAUGGGCGCGGAUGAGGGGGCGUCGGCGGGGUUUGUGGUUCCACUUGCGAUUCGCAUGUUGAGGGAUGUUGCCGGGAGGAUUAGUUCUAUUUGUGGGAGUGUGCCGGUUGUUGAGGGGGAGGGGCAGAGUGCGAUUGUUUUUAAGGAGGCGGUGGGGGUUAUUUUGGGGAUUGUACCUUGGAACGCACCGUAUGUCUUCGGUAUACGCUCCGCCGCAUGCGCCCUUGCAGCUGGCAACACGACAAUCCUCAAAUCCUCCGAACUCACACCGCGCUGCUACUGGGCUAUCGGCCGGGCUUUUGAAGACGCAGGCUUACCAGCGGGUUGCCUAAACAUCCUACACUGCCGACCACAGGAUGCGCCCGAGGUUGUCAAUGCUAUGAUCGAGCAUCCAGCCGUGCGAAAGAUCAAUUUCACCGGCAGCACAGCGGUCGGACGGAAAAUUGCGCGGACGUGUGGUCAGAAUUUGAAGCCUUGUCUGAUGGAGCUUGGUGGUAAGAAUAGCUCUAUUGUAUGUGCGGAUGCGAAUUUGGAUGUCGCGGUGCAGGGUGUGCUGGCCGGUGCUUUUUUGAAUUCUGGCCAAAUCUGCAUGGCAACAGACCGCAUCCUCGUCCACUCGUCCAUCGCACCCCAAUUCAUGAACGCACUGAAAUCUGCCCUCGCGGCUGGCGCGUCAGCCUCUCCCCUCCCACCAACUCUCGUCAACGUAGCCUCCAAGGCUCGCGUGCAAACCCUAAUCACCAACGCCCUCGCCUUCGGCGCACACUUCAUCUCUGGCGUAGCGGAGACUCCACUGCCUGCUGACGCAGGCGUGCGCAUGGCCCCCGCCAUUUUGGGCGGAGUCACGGAGGAGAUGGCAUUGUGGCAGGAGGAAGCGUUUGCGUCGGUGGCAGCGUUUAUGGAGUUUGAGAGUGAGGAAGAGGCAGUGCGGUUGGCGAAUGGGAGUGGGUAUGGAUUGUCGGCGAGUGUGUUCACCGAGGAUUUGAGGAAGGGGUUUGCGAUUGCGAAGAAGCUUCAAUCUGGAGCUGUGCAUAUUAAUAGUAUGACGAUUCAUGAUGAACCUGUGCUGCCUCAUGGCGGAGUGAAGAAUAGUGGAUGGGGCCGGUUCAAUGCUGAUGAGGGGUUGAAUGAGUUCUUGGUGACGAAGAGUGUGACCUGGAUGGAUUAG